This is a messenger RNA of Erythranthe guttata (spotted monkey flower), 1680 nucleotides long. RefSeq names its product long-chain-alcohol O-fatty-acyltransferase. The record is from RefSeq and is a predicted model, not a curated record. Lineage: Eukaryota; Viridiplantae; Streptophyta; Magnoliopsida; Lamiales; Phrymaceae. Gene Ontology annotation, biological process: lipid metabolic process.
CGAAAAAAUUAAAACAAAAUCAAAAUUAAAUUUUCACUUGAAAAAUAUAUAUUUGGAUUUGAUUCGUUAGAUUUUUGUUUCAGUCGUCAACUUUGACUAGAGAUAUUUUAGAGAGAGAAGAAGAGCCCCACUUACAGUUGGACUAAAGCUAAUAAAAUAAUUAAAAAAAUGGCAGCUCAAAAAAAUAAAUACAAAAAAUUGGCCACUUAAUGAAGAUCAUGUAAUUAAAUUCAAAUUAAUUUUUCCGAGAGAGAUCAAAAAAAAUCAAUGGAGAUUGAAAUCCAAAACUUCAUCACGAUCUGGUUAACAGCCACCGCAUCUCUAAUCUUCUGCCACCAGAUCGCCGCCCGAAUCCCCGGCGGCGCCGCCAGGCUCCUCUCCGUGCUCCCCGUGAUCUACAUCUUCACCGCCCUCCCCCUCCGCCUCAACUCCGUCCAUCUCGGCGGCCCCACCGUGUUCUACCUCGUUUGGCUCGGCAAUUUCAAGCUCCUCCUCUUCUCCUUCAAUCAAGGCCCACUCGUCUCGAAUCCGCCAUUGUCGCUCCUCCAUUUCGUCUCCAUCGGCCUCUUCCCGAUCAAACCCAAGCAAACCCUAACCCUAACCCCCAAUUCAGAAAGGCGGAUUUUUCUUCUUCUGGUGAAAUGCGUGCUUUUAGCAGGGGUUGUUUAUUCGUAUAAUUACAGGGAAAUUAUACAUCCGUAUUUUAUUUUAGUUCUGUACUGCUGCCACGUGUACCUCGGCGUGGAGCUGAUGCUGGCCGUGACCGCCGCGCCGGUGCGAGCCGUCCUCGGCUUGGAGAUCGAGCCGCAGUUCGACGAGCCGUAUUUGGCGACCUCGCUACAGGAUUUCUGGGGGCGGAGGUGGAACCUCAUGGUCAGCGCUAUCCUGCGCCACACCGUGUACCACCCCGUGCGCCGCGUCGUCGGAGGGAGGUGGUCCCAGGCGGCGGCGAUCGCCGCCACGUUUUUGGUCUCCGGAUUGAUGCACGAGGUGGUUUACUACUACCUGACGCGUGCGGUCCCCACGUGGGAGGUGACGUGGUUCUUCGUCCUGCACGGGGUUUGCGUCGCCGUGGAGGUGGGGAUGAAGAAGGCCGCGCUCCGCCGUGGAUGGCGGCUGCAUAGGGCGGUUUCAGGGCCGCUGACGGUGGGGUUUGCGGCGGUUACCAGUGGGUGGCUGUUUUUCCCGCAGGUGAUUAGGAGUGGGCUGGAUUUAAAGGCGAUUGACGAGUACUCGUUUUUGGUGCGUUGGAUUGGUGACCGGUUACCGGCAAUUCCCUAAAAGUGCUUUUCCGGCAAAAAAGCGCUUUUCAACAAUUUCUUUUUGAAAAUUAUAUUUUUCACCCCUCAAGUUUGCACCUAUCUCACAUUUGGUUCUCUAUGUUCACAAAAAACACAUUUGGUCCCUCAUGUUUCAAUAAUAUAACGCUUUUGAUCAUUUCCGUCAAUUUACCGUUUGUUUGUCAGUUUCCGUUAAUUUACCUUUAGUUUGUCAGUUAAGUCAUUUGUGUGCACAUUCUUGAUUCCAUUAGUUUUAACGAAAAUUUGACGGAAAUAACUAGAAGUGUUGAAUUUUUAAAAUAUGAGGAAUCAAAUAUGUUUUUUGUGAACUUGAGAGACCAAAUGUGAAAUCGGUGUUAAUUUGAGCGACUAACACGUAUUUUCCCCUUUUUUUUUCUCU